Molecule: messenger RNA, 1497 nt
Organism: Kogia breviceps (pygmy sperm whale)
Lineage: Eukaryota; Metazoa; Chordata; Mammalia; Artiodactyla; Physeteridae
Gene: CPLX3
Product: complexin 3
Biological process (GO): neurotransmitter transport; synaptic vesicle exocytosis; regulation of neurotransmitter secretion
Cellular component (GO): SNARE complex; terminal bouton
Molecular function (GO): syntaxin binding
Source: RefSeq, a predicted model, not a curated record
UGCGGCAGGAGCUGUCCGUAAGACCCAGUGCUGAAGUAGGCGCGGACGUGCCUGGGUGCCCGCCGCGUGGUACCCGGCGCCCGGUGCCCGGGCCAGCGAAGACCAUGGCGUUCAUGGUGAAGACCAUGGUAGGCGGCCAGCUGAAGAACCUCACUGGGAGCCUGGGGGGCGGCGAGGACAAGGGGGACGGGGACAAGUCGGCCGCCGAAGCGCAGGGCAUGAGCCGAGAGGAGUACGAGGAGUACCAGAAGCAACUGGUGGAAGAGAAGAUGGAGCGGGACGCGCAGUUCACUCAGAAGAAGGCAGAGCGGGCCACGCUGCGGAGUCACUUCCGAGACAAAUACCGGCUGCCCAAGAACGAGACAGAUGAGAGCCAGAUCCAGAUGGCAGGUGGAGACGUGGAGCUGCCCCGGGAGCUGGCCAAGAUGAUUGAGGAGGACACAGAGGAGGAGGAGGAAAGGGCCUCGGUCCUUGGGCAGCUGGCCAGUCUCCCUGGCUUGGACCUUGGCUCACUUAAGGACAAGGCCCAGACCACAUUGGGGGACCUCAAGCAAUCAGCUGAGAAGUGCCACAUCAUGUGACUACUUCCUCUGGGGUUGCCCACUGGGAUGACCAGAGGGCCGGCCCCACAUAAGUGCUAACAGCAUGCCUCAAAUUCCAGGGACCCGCAUCUCAUCUUGGCUUUGUUUCCCUGCCCCAGGCCAGCCCCAGGACCCUUCUCAUCCAUGGCUCCAAUCUGCCUUCUGCUUUUUCCCUCUCCACUGGGAGCAAAGUCCCCAUUCCUCACCCUACCCCUCAGGACCCACCCUCCCUACUCAGCCUGGGAAGGCCUCCCAAGAUUGUAAGAAUAGGCCUGACCCUCUCUGGCCAUGGCCCCAAGUUCUUGAACAUAGAAGCACACACAGAGGGACACAGAGACCCUGGCAUGUGAAGAGGGAUAUGCCACAGAUGCAUCCUGGCACACGCAAACACAAACACAGACCAGCUCCCCUGGGUGCCUAGCUCCUCUAGACACUGACAUUCAGAUGCACUUAGAGAGGGACUUGAGGCAGACACCCUCAGCAGUCAGGAGGCCUGAGUUCAAGUCUCCACAUUUAUUCUCCUUAAAACCCAGUGCCCUUUCUGGGCCUUAUUUCAUCAUCUAUAAAAUGGGAAUGGACUGGAUAAUUUCUAAGAUUUUCUAGCUUGGCCUCCCUGGCCCCUGAGAGUCAACCCCACACCCCUCGUUAGGUAGGGCAGCAGCUGCAGCCAUAGUCUCAAGCGGCUGCCACUGUGGGCUCUGGCUCUUGGAAGCUGAGUGAUGUUGUGUGAGGGGCCUAGUGCCAAGGAUGAAGCUGGCACUGAACAGCAGCCCAGGUGGCUCCGGGCCUUCUCUGGGCCCGGGGCCCAGCCAAUUUCUGUUCUGUUCCUGUAGAACUCUCUCUGGAUUCCAUAGCUGGAUUUCCUCUCUCAGCUCAGUGAAAAAUAAAAAUUCCAGAUGACCUGCCUAUUCUCCCA